Amoebophrya sp. A120 is the source of this 1127-nucleotide messenger RNA. Lineage: Eukaryota; Dinophyceae; Syndiniales; Amoebophryaceae. The record is from the annotation of a GenBank genome assembly.
AUCGUCGAAAUGAAUUCGUCUUCGAUUUUCGUUGCUCUGCCGAAUCGUCGUCGCACAUCAACAUAGUAGAGUAAAAAGAUCAUGGUCAGGAGGUGAGAAAUCAGUAUGACGUUGACCGUAGAAGAUCCGGUUUUUUGCUGCUCUUACUGACGCAGAAGCAGAACCGCAGCGCCUUUUGAAUAGGACAACUUUCGCUUUGUUCAGUAUUUCUGUCUGAGUUUGACCAGCGUCUUUCCACUAUGUCCAAAAAGCGAUCAAGGGAAGAGAUCGAGAAAGAGGAACAGGAGGAGGUGUUCUACUCCUGUGAGGAACCGGCUACGGAGGAUGAGGAAGUAGUGAAGAAAGGUACAGGCAGACACUUUGGAUUCCAUAAAAAGCUAGCCAUGCAUGCAAAAAUAUGAGAACGCAUGAUCACGAAAUGUAUUUCUUAUUUAUAUCGAGAUUGCGAAAGUAGAAACCAUCUCCAAUGUGUUUACAGCGACCGUCGUCGAGCAGCCGGAAGUAGCUGCGAAAAAAAAAGCUGCGAAGCAAAAAGUGGAGGCGCUAUUGGCCAAGGCGAAAACGAGCCAGGGUAUCAGCUUCCGUAUUCCUUUUUUGCGAUGAUGCAUGAGGUUGCCCAGAGCUCCAGCUAGCGUGAGCACAUCGUGAAAUGUCGGCCCCGAUUCAGCAGGUGAUAAAAGCACGAAAUCCCAAUCAGGUGACGGCAGCAACAAAGCGUCUAAGGAUGGCAGUCCGCCCGCGAAGCGUCAAAAGAAGUGAAGAAAGUCGUGUUGAAAUUCGUGGAGGCGACAAGCAGCAGACAACGAAGAAGUUCGAGUAGUGUACAAUAAACCGAAGUACUAGGCAGAGUCAAAGUGCAGACGGCUUUCAGCAAAAACCCAAGAAUCAAAAACUUAUGUAUCAAACCUGUUGUUUUGUUCAAACAAUGAGAUGACUGAAAGUGAAAAAGAAUCUGCUAUAUAAUCUGUCCCGGUUCUUUUACUUCAAUGAACGAUGACUAUGUAUCAGAUGUCAGUGACAGCGUAGAUCAUGUGGCGUUUUUUUACGUACUUUUCUGAGAGACCGAGCAUAUUCAUUUGAAGCAACGUUCUUGACGACAGCCCCUGUAGGAUGAAAAUCAGCUUCCA